AUGAAGAGGGCCGCUUCUAAUGAUGGAGAUGGGGGUGCCAAGAAGGCCCCCAGGAUGUCACCGGGGCCGAGUAGGCGGAGCCCCAGUUACUCGAUUGAGUCGGACCCUUCGGAGGAUCCCCCGGAGGAUAGUUACGAUACGGAUCCGUCGGAGGACCCAGCUACGAUUCCUCCAGAGUCUCCGAUCCCUGGAGCAGAGGAUCCCGUGGAGGAUGGCUAUGACACAGAUGUCUCGGAGGAUCAGGCGAUGACCCCUCCAGAGCUUCAUACCUCCACGGAGGAGGAUAGUUAUGAGGCAGAUCUAUCGGAGCCUUCUUCUGGGACUACGGAGGAGAGGAUUUCCUACGGUACGCCAGUUGUUUCUGAGAGUGAGCAUGUCAGCCCGGCUACCUCGGAGAGUGCUAUGGAUUUCACUUUGAUCUGGUCACCUGUGAGCCGGGAUUUGUCUGAUCAUCCACUCGAUACCCCCUCCGAUUCAGAUGCGGGUGACAGCGGAGACCAGAUAGGUAGGGAGCAGACAGAUGAGGAUGAUAGUGGACAUACCUCUCACGGCAGCUCCCCAGGUCAGACCCGAUAUUGGUCAUUUAUAAGUGUAUGA
Messenger RNA from Lycium ferocissimum, 597 nucleotides. RefSeq lists its product as uncharacterized. The transcript has a single exon. Bases 1 to 597 code for a protein of 198 amino acids. NCBI's taxonomy places the organism in Eukaryota, Viridiplantae, Streptophyta, Magnoliopsida, Solanales, Solanaceae. The record is from RefSeq and is a predicted model, not a curated record.